CCCCCACCUACAACGCACACAAUGACGACUCAGUCCUGGGAGACCAUCGCGGCCAACAAGCGCGCCCAGCGCGACGCCCUCAUCCCCGACGAGUGGAAGGUUGAUGUCCCGGAGUCGGUCAUCAACGUUAUCGACGUGCCCCGUACCUCUGGCAUCCUCUCGCCCGCCGAGAUCAAGAUCACCGAGACGGACGCCUCUACCCUCGUCAAGCAGAUCCUCGCCAAGGAGCUCACGUCCGAGGCUGUCACCCUCGCUUUCUCGAAGCGCGCCGCCAUUGCGCAGCAGCUGACCAACUGUCUCACUGAGAUCUUCUUCGACGAGGCCCUCGCGACCGCCAAGAAGAUUGACGCCGAGUACGCUGCUACUGGCAAGGCUAUCGGUCCUCUCCACGGUCUGCCCGUGUCGCUCAAGGACAACUUCAAUGUCAAGGGCCUUGACACCACCGUCGGCUUCGUCGCCUGGGCCAACGAGCCCCAGCAGGCCGAGAGCGAGAUGACCAAGAUCAUGCGCGAGUCGGGCGCCGUCCUCUUCUGCAAGACCAACGUCCCCACCGCCAUGAUGAUCGCCGAGUCGUACAACAACGUCUGGGGCUACACCACCAACCCUUACAACCGCAAGACAUCGGCCGGUGGUAGCUCGGGCGGCGAGGGUGCUCUCCUUGCGCUGAAGGGCUCGCCAUUGGGCGUUGGUACCGACAUUGGCGGCUCCAUUCGUAUCCCCUCUGCCCUCAACGGUAUCUACGGCCUCAAGCCGUCGUUUGGCCGCUUCGCGACCUACGGCGCUCGCUCCGGCAUGCCCGGCCAGGAGGCCGUGAAGUCGAUCAACGGCCCCAUGUCCUCUGAUCUUUCGUCGGUGGAGCUGUGGUCCAAGACUGUCGUUGGCUCCAAGCCUUGGGAGAGGGAUCCGAACAUGCUCCCCAUCCCUUGGCGUGAGGUCGAGCUUCCCCAGCAGCUCGCGUUCGGUCUGAUCCUCGACAAUGGCAUUGUCCGCCCCACGCCUCCCGUCACCCGUGCGCUGCUCGAGACCAAGGCCGCCCUCGAGAAGGCCGGCCACAAGGUCAUUGUCUGGUCGCCCUACGAGGCGCUCAAGGCCCAGAGCUUGCUCGAGCGCUUCUUUGUCGGCGACGGCGGCCAGAAGAUUGCCGGGUUCAUCAAGGACGGAAGUGAGCCCUGGCCUGUGGGCCUUAUCCCUUACAAGGAGGCGCACGACAAGCUCGCCUCAGAGCCCCCGCUCGUCGGCAACCUCUGGUCGCUGCAGGCUGAGCGCACGGCUUACGCCAAGGGCGCUCUCGACCACUGGAUGGCCUCCAAGAGCCUGACCGGCACUGGACGGCCAUUCGACGGUGUCAUUGCUCCCGUCACCGCCUACUCCGCGCCUCCUCACCACACGUUCGAGCACGUCUCGUACACCUCUAUGUGGAACAUCACCGACCAAUCGUCUGUCGUGUUCCCUGUCGGGUUCGCGACCCCGAACGACGCCAAGCCUGCUGGCGGCAUUGGCGAGUACCGCAGCGAUAUGGAGAAGAGGAUUUGGGAGAGGUACGACCCCCAGGAGAUUGCCGGUGCCCCCGUGUCCCUUCAGGUCGUCACGGCGCGCCUCGAGGAGGAGAAGGCGAUCAAGCUUACCGGCGUCAUUGCCGCUGCGCUUGCCGACAAGUAAAUUAGCAUGUAGACUGGUUUGUAGGGCUCUACUGGGACAUGUACCACAGUUGUCGUUGUG
Molecule: messenger RNA, 1719 nt
Organism: Vanrija pseudolonga
Lineage: Eukaryota; Fungi; Basidiomycota; Tremellomycetes; Trichosporonales; Trichosporonaceae
Product: Acetamidase
Exons: 3
Coding region: 22-1659 (545 amino acids)
Source: RefSeq, a predicted model, not a curated record